Molecule: messenger RNA, 1254 nt
Organism: Puccinia triticina
Lineage: Eukaryota; Fungi; Basidiomycota; Pucciniomycetes; Pucciniales; Pucciniaceae
Exons: 11
Coding region: 1-1254 (417 amino acids)
Biological process (GO): transmembrane transport
Cellular component (GO): plasma membrane
Molecular function (GO): water channel activity
Source: RefSeq, a predicted model, not a curated record
AUGGGCGCAACAAAGUUUCUACGCCAGCUCAAGUACGACCUGUUGGCCGCACUUGUGGAAUUCAUGGGUACACUGCUGUUUCUCCUCCUUGGCCUGGGUGGUAUUCAAGCUGCAGCAACUGCCAACAUAGCUCAUCAAUCAGCCCAAGAUGCCGUCGUUAAAACUGCCAGCAUGCAACAGUUGAUCUACAUUGCGACAUCUAUGGGUUUGGCCCUUCUUGCAACGGCUUGGACGUUUUUUCGAGUAUCCGGUAGUGUCUUCAAUCCCAACAUUGCGCUUGCUCUUCUUCUCACGGGUGCCUUAAGUCCUUUGAGAUUUGUCUUAUACGUUGGCGCUGAGAUACUAGGUGCCAUCGCAGCUUCAGGAUUGAUCAACUCUCUUCCUGGCAAACUGGCAGUCAACUGCUCCCUCCAUCCUCAAAUAUCACCCGCCCAGGGUGUUGUAAUUGAGGCCUUCCUCACCGCCGCUUUAACUCUUACCGUGUUGUUCAUCGCCGUCGAAAAACAUCGUUCCACUCCGUUUGCCCCAUGUGCAAUUGGUCUGGUACUUUUUGCCACUCAUUUGUUUGGCGUGGUCUACACCGGAGCAGCUAUGAACUCGGCACGAGCCUUCGGUCCUGAUGUGGUCACUUCAUUUCAACCUCAUCAUUGGGUAUAUUGGGUUGGUCCUACAGUGGGCUCUGUGGUUGCAACUCUGAUCUACUAUUUCUUGAAAGCAGUAGACCUUUAUGCGCUCAACCCUAAACAAGACUCCGAAGACCUUGAAGAUUCCCCUGACUAUGCAGGAAUUGAGGUUGUCCGGCGACGCAACAGUUUGACCCCGACCACGACAAGCCAUGGGAGGUCGCACACGGCGAAUCAUUCUCAAAAGUUUGUUGACCCUAUCAGCAUGAUGCCUGUUCACAAAUAUCCCGGCUCGCAGUAUCAGGCCCCAAGCCAGGCUUACCUGCCAACCUCGGAUAGCAGACGAGAUUUCAGUUACAACCAUGACGUAAUAAGCCCUCGAAGUAGCCACUUCCCCGAAAAGCAAGGAAAGUCUUCUGGCGAAGGCUUGCACCAUGAGGAUGACCGUGCCCGACAUUCAUACUUACCAUCGCUCGCGCCAAGGCAAUCUCGAAAGCGGUACAAUCCCCCAGCUGCGUACGCCGAAGGCUCAAACACGACGUUGCAUGAUCACAAACCAUCCGAUGAUUGCAAAGAAAUUCCGAUUUGGUCUCCAUACCUUGCCCAUCAACGACCUGAUAACCUGUGCUGA